Messenger RNA from Nematolebias whitei (Rio pearlfish), 1579 nucleotides. RefSeq names its product cerebellar degeneration-related protein 2-like. The coding region runs from base 128 to 1417 and encodes 429 amino acids. The record is from RefSeq and is a predicted model, not a curated record. The transcript is spliced from 6 exons. Lineage: Eukaryota; Metazoa; Chordata; Actinopteri; Cyprinodontiformes; Rivulidae.
AAUCAGGGAGUCGGUGUCUCGCGGAGCUGCGCUCACCGGAGCCGGCUGCUCUUCCUGUCGCGUUUUGACCGAACAGAAAACGUUUUUAUUUUUAAUCUGAGAGGAUUUAUUUGUGUUGGAGCGGAAGAUGCUGGCGGACAUGAUUGUUGAGGAGGAGUUUGAGAUGAAAGAGGAGGAACCGUGGUACGACAAGCAGGACCUGGAGCAUGAUCUGCAGCUGGCUGCAGAACUCGGGAAGUCUCUUCUGGAGAGGAACCGGGAGCUGGAGCAGGGCCUGCAGCAGAUGUACGCCACCAACCAGGAGCAGCUGCAGGAGAUCGAGCACCUGUCGAAGCAGUUGGACCUCCUCAGGCAGGUGAACGACCAGCACGCUAAAGUUUACGAGCAGCUCGACGUCACCGCCCGCGAGCUGGAGCAGAACAACCAGAGGCUGGUUCUGGACAACAGGACGGCUCAGCAAAAGAUCCAGGGGUUAACGGAAACGGUGGAGCUGCUGCAGACGCAGGUGGAGGAGCUGCAGCGUCAGGUGGACGAGCUGAAGCUGAGUCCGCGCUCGCCUCCAUCGCCUCCAGACAGAGAGAGGUGGUCUCCUCUCAGCUCUCAGAGCGUGUCCUGCCUACAGGAAAUGCAACUAAUGCUCAGCUCUGACGGCGAUCCCGACGAACGCUUCGAUGACCUCGAGUCCUCCGCUGCUUCGUGGCACGACGAGGAGCAGGCGUCGCUGCAGCAGUCGCUCCGCACCCUGCAGACUCAGUUCGCCGCCGAGCGCGCUCGCCGCGAGGAGGCCGAACGAGAAGCCGAGCUGCUGGCGAUGGAAAACGCAACGCUGGAGCAACAGUUAGCCGGGAUGGAGUGGUGCCAGGCUCGAGUGUCCGAGCUGGAACAUGAAGCCGAGGAGCUUCGUCAGCUCUGGAAGUCGGAGUCUUCCUCCAGAUCGACCCGGUCGGGCUUCAUCCACAGCCUGCUGCCGCACUCGCUGCUCCUCAACCCCGAGGAGGAGAGCGCAGGAGAGCCCGCCGCCGCCAGAAGCCCGGCCAUCUUGAAGCGCUGGGCCAGCGAGCGGCUGAUGAGGGCCGCGCAGGCGCCCGACUCCCCCGACGGGCUUUACGACCACGAAUGCUCCUGCGUGCGCCGCGCCGAGGUGGUGAAGUACCGCGGCAUCUCGCUGCUCAACGAAGUCGACGCUCAGUACAGCGCCUUGCAGGUGAAGUACGAGGAGCUGCUGCGGCGCUGCCAGCCGGGGGAGGAGGUGGCCGGGCCGGGCCUCAAGCCUCUGGAGGCCUCAGGAGUCGCUGCAGCUCAGGAGGACUCGGAGGACGGCCGUCACCAGCCGGAGUAUAAAGAACUUUUCAGGAAAAUCUUCUCGCGCAUUCAGAAAACUAAAGAAGACCUGAAUAAAAACCGAGGGAGACCCUGAGCUGCUUCACAUUAAUUAUUAUCGCCUGGAACAAAUUUCCAGGAAGACUUCUUUUAGAAAGAGGGGGCUACAGAAAACCAGCUGAUGUUACAGAUGUGUUUCGUUUUGCACAGAUCCACCAGUGCCUCUGCAGUCUACCUCACAGCUCCGCUCAGAACCAAG